This is a messenger RNA of Saprolegnia diclina VS20, 759 nucleotides long. RefSeq lists its product as hypothetical. The coding region runs from base 304 to 681 and encodes 125 amino acids. The record is from RefSeq and is a predicted model, not a curated record. Lineage: Eukaryota; Oomycota; Saprolegniomycetes; Saprolegniales; Saprolegniaceae. The transcript is spliced from 3 exons.
GGCGUAUCCAGCGCCACGUGGCAGCGCAUGCGAACGGCAACUUCAAGUGGCACCCAGGACAUAGACCCGCGUCGAUACCCGCUAGUGCGUUAUCCUGGAGCACUACGAGACUGUCGUUUGCACCUCCUUCAAUUCCAAUAGUACCGGUACGCUCCACAGUGCACCUCUGGUCACUGCUCGAGCCAGUCGUGCGCAGCUAUGCACCCGUUGCGCAUAUUAAUUUUGACAGGAUAUUUUCUCCACGAAUAAAUUUCGACCACGGCCCAAUUGGAUUCCAGCGCGGCCAGAAGAAACGGGAGCAGCAUGCGCCACUACCGCGUCCAAGCACCGUACAUCGCGCCCGAGCAGUACGAGCGCAUUCGAACAUGCAUCCGCCGGCGCUGCGUGCAAGGGCCAUGGCGGAAGGUCUACGUGCAGCAGCUCCGCGCCAAGCAGCAAGCCAAGCUGGCAUCGUCGCCGAGCAAGGCCGCGCCGAGUAGCGACACCAUCGAGGAUGAAGCCGCCAAGCGCGAGAAGGCGGCGCGGAAGGCCGACAGCGCUCAACUGGACAAGGAUAAGGAACUCGAGGUGCUCGAAGCCAAGCUCCAGGAGCUCAUCGACCAAAAGCACGCUCAGUUCAAGCUGCUCAAGGCGAUCCUCAUGGACGAAAAGAUGUCGUCGCGCCUGCCGCCGCAGCCCUAGAUGCGCAUAUCCCGAUACACGGUGUACGAUAUUACUUGGACCAAUACUAUGAAUAGAGACCUGCAUUAUUAUGUACGA